Messenger RNA from Australozyma saopauloensis, 546 nucleotides. RefSeq names its product E2 ubiquitin-conjugating protein (gene UBC8). Gene Ontology annotation, cellular component: nucleus. Gene Ontology annotation, biological process: ubiquitin-dependent protein catabolic process; protein polyubiquitination. NCBI's taxonomy places the organism in Eukaryota, Fungi, Ascomycota, Pichiomycetes, Serinales, Metschnikowiaceae. Gene Ontology annotation, molecular function: ubiquitin conjugating enzyme activity. The transcript has a single exon. Bases 1 to 546 code for a protein of 181 amino acids. The record is from RefSeq and is a predicted model, not a curated record.
AUGAGUACAAGCAGAAAGAGAAUGGAUAAAGACGUCAUGGAACUCAUGAUGAGUAACCAUGUUGUAGAACUCAUAGAUGACUCGAUACAGCAAUUCCAUGUCAUAUUCAAAGGACCUUCCGAUACUCCCUACGCAGGGGGAAUGUGGAAAAUCCGGGUAGAGCUACCAGAUCAAUAUCCUAUAAAGUCUCCUUCUAUUGGAUUUGUGAAUAAAAUCUAUCAUCCCAACAUUGAUGAGAGCUCUGGGUCUGUGUGUCUAGAUGUGAUCAAUCAGACCUGGUCUCCGAUGUUUGGUCUUUUGAAUAUAUUUGAGAAUUUCUUGCCCCACUUGUUGAGGUAUAGUAAUCCUAGUGAUCCUUUAAAUACAGAGGCCUCGAAUCUCAUGACUAAAGACCUCCAGAAGUACACUGAGGUGGUCAAAGAGCAUACUAAACGGUAUGCUCUGGAGCGCCUCACCACCGAAACAACACAAAAUUCUGAAAAUGAGGAUGGAGAUGAUGACUUGAGUGAUGUGGGGACCCUAUCAAGUGGCUCUGAUGAAGAUUAA